This is a messenger RNA of Babjeviella inositovora NRRL Y-12698, 896 nucleotides long. It is a transcript of the gene YPT52, whose product is annotated as Rab family GTPase. Gene Ontology annotation, molecular function: GTP binding; GTPase activity. The record is from RefSeq and is a predicted model, not a curated record. The transcript has a single exon. The coding region runs from base 48 to 668 and encodes 206 amino acids. NCBI's taxonomy places the organism in Eukaryota, Fungi, Ascomycota, Pichiomycetes, Serinales.
ACAGUUGUUAUAACCCACAGGUCUAUAACCACACAAGCUCUUUCCACAUGUCUAUUGAAGAUCCAAUCCCCCGCUUCGCCCAAUUUAAGCUCGUUCUCCUUGGAGAGUCGGCGGUUGGGAAAUCGUCCAUUGUGCACAGAUUCGUCAAAGACUCUUUUGACGACCUCCGGGAGUCCACGAUUGGUGCCGCCUUUUUGACACAAACGAUCAAGUUGGCGAACGAUACCACAGUCAAGUUUGAGAUCUGGGACACUGCCGGCCAAGAGAGAUACAAGUCGUUGGCCCCGAUGUACUACCGUAACGCCAACUGCGCGGUGGUGGUGUACGAUAUCACGCAGCUGGCUUCGUUAGAGCGUGCCAAGAACUGGAUCAAAGAGUUACAGAGACAGGCGAAUGCCGAUAUAACCAUUGCACUUACCGGAAACAAGCUAGAUUUGGAAGCGGAGAGAGAGGUUUCGACGGGAGAGGCUCAGCAGUACGCCAUCGACAACGGCUUAUUGUUCUGUGAGGUCAGCGCUAAGACCGGUGAUGGGAUUAGGGACGUAUUCUACCGGAUCGCCGAGCAGUUGCCAGUGGAGGAACAGAUCCGGUCUACAAUGAGCCGUUCAAAGCCGAGAAUCAAUUUGAACAAGCCAAGCACCAACACUGAUCAAGGGUGUGCUUGUUAAUUCGCAUCCCGUUACCAUACCCUCUAAUCUUUUUGUAUCCUAACGUUUAAUUAAUGUCUUUUGUGUAAACAGCGACGAAGUUAGGUGGCCGUAGAUAUCGAUGGGGCACCUGGUGCAUCGAUGCUUGGUGAUUUCAUGUAUGCAACCCAUAUUUGAUCAUCUGGUUUUACUUUUCAUUGAAAGGCGGAAAUGUCAAAAGGGGAGCAGAUUAUUAUAGAGAAAUGCAAG